This is a messenger RNA of Topomyia yanbarensis, 8783 nucleotides long. RefSeq lists its product as uncharacterized. The coding region runs from base 823 to 6150 and encodes 1775 amino acids. The record is from RefSeq and is a predicted model, not a curated record. Gene Ontology annotation, molecular function: DNA-binding transcription activator activity, RNA polymerase II-specific; RNA polymerase II cis-regulatory region sequence-specific DNA binding. Lineage: Eukaryota; Metazoa; Arthropoda; Insecta; Diptera; Culicidae. Gene Ontology annotation, cellular component: nucleus. Gene Ontology annotation, biological process: regulation of transcription by RNA polymerase II. The transcript is spliced from 4 exons.
GCCAGCAGCAUGAGAAACUUCUUUCUCAAUUUCUCGUAGUCAUAUCCGCCAAGACUGUCGUGGAAGAAACAUCUCUUCUCCUCGACGGGUAACCGAGAAAAACGGUAUCAAUCGCGCGACCACUAACCAACUAAUAGGUAAUAGGUUCGGGAAGCGUAACCACUAGUUAGUACAGUUGCUGGGACACACGGAUCCAGCGUGCAGUGAAGUGAACAGUGCAGAACAGAGGACACCGUGCGGUCGGUGGUGGACGCGCAAGGACAGUUACGUGUGCGGUGCAUAUUGAAUUUUGCUGGAAGCAGGACGACGUGACGUUUUGAGGUUUUAAUUGUUUUUAUUAGUGUGAUUCGUUUGGGAAAAAAAGUUGGUACGGAUUAGGCCCCUUACUUCGGACACGGAACGUGCCGCUUACGGGGACAGGGUGGAUAGAGCUGGCGGGUCAGUAAGUAGUGCAGUGCGCGAGUAUAACGAAAACAACUGUCAUAAAAGCAAAAGGUAAUUUGCUGCGAGGUGAAAUAAUGCCGAUCCAAGUGUGCCUGAUUUAAGCGGCGAGUGAUGAAAUGACACAAGGAUUAUGUGAAGCUGGGUGAUGAAAUUGUGCCUUUGAAGAUUGGGGGAAAUUGAUUGAAAUUUGGCAAUUGCGAGUGGUAGAAGAAGUAGAAGAAGAAGCAGGACCGACGAAAAAAGAAAAUUAAGUGCUUCGAGAAGAGAACUCCACCAGCGAAGGAGACGUACGGGUUUUUUUUUGUUUUGCGGUUUUGGACUUCAGCGUCGUAGACGUAGACGACAGCCGACGAGAGCUCAAGCAGAUCGCAACCAGCGAUGGAUCGUCGCCGCUUAUCGAUACACUCCGACUCAUCCCAGGAAGCGAUGGAUAUCAGCUCCUCGAACCGUACCGGAAGCAGUACCGAUGCAAAUAAUUCAUCUCUCCUCCUCAACAACAACAAUAACAACAACAUUCUACUGAAUAAGACCGCAACCACCAGUGCCGAUUCCGACAAUGUCGACUCGGACGAAGACCAACGCCGUUCAUCGGUUCACCUAUUCCACCAGGCACGCCAUAAUGCCCGCCGGGAAAAUCUCCACCAGCUGAUGGAUAACAUGCUGCGCCGGAAGUUCCACAGUUUGAACAAUAACAACUACAGCGGGAAACAUCCGAGCUCGAUGGUGGGGAGUACUACCCUUCUUCAGCAGCACCUAGCGGCGGCAGCCGUCGAUAACAAUAAUCACGAAUCGUCACGGAUCGGCGAAGGUGGGAACGAGACGGAUGGAAAAAAGUACGUCUGUCCGAUCUGUGAGACCGUUUCGUCGACGAAGCACGAUUUCACGGAGCACAUCCGGUCGCACAAUAAUAGCAAAUCGGCCAGCGGUGGUGAUAAUGGCGAGGGUGGUCAGUUUGUGUGUAAGAUUUGUUCGAAGGUUCUGUCGUCGGCAUCGUCCCUGGAUCGGCAUGUGCUGGUGCAUACCGGGGAGCGGCCGUUCAACUGUAAAUAUUGUAAUUUGACGUUUACCACGAAUGGGAAUAUGCAUCGGCAUAUGAGGACGCAUAAGCAGUCGGAGCGGGAAAGCUACGAGAGUGAUGGAUCGACGGAUAGUGGGGGAAGUAGCGGGGCGAGCAGUGGGAUGUCGAAUAAUAAUAACAAUAGCUACAAUAAUAAUUAUGAUGGCGAGGGGAAGAGGAAGAAUUUGGACGAGAAUGUGCAUUAUAAGAGGAAGAUUCGUACGAUUAAUAAUAACAUCUUGGAUGGGAGUGUGACGGAAGGGGUGCAGAAGUUCUGUUGUCCGGUUUGUGUCCGGAACGAUUUCUCCAGCAUGAUCAGUUUGGAGAGUCACAUGGAUCGGGAGCAUCCUCACAUUCCGGCAAAGUGCCGUCACUGCGAUAUGGUGUUUAAAAGUUACAAGGCUUUGAAUGCUCAUCGCUGUGGGAACAAUAAUUAUCAGAAUAUUACGCCGGGGUUUAAGGACUUGACUUUUGUGGAUUUUUCGAGCGAGAAGUUUCCGCUGAUAGCGAAAAGUGUUUGCGAGCAGAGCAUUCGGACACCGGUCACGAGUCAAAAAUUUGAAUGCAGCAAGUGCUACCGGGCGUUUCCAUGUUCGAAGACUCUGGAGAUGCACGUGAGAGAAUGUGGUGCCUCGGAUUACAGCUCCGGUGGGGCGGAAAAGCGUAAAUGGAAGACGAGUGAGGCUUCUUCGGAGGAUGACCUAAAGCGAGAUGAUUUCUUUGCCAAUUUGGACCUGCAGAACAAGUCGAUGUCGACUAACAUGUCGUCGAAUGUUUCGGAAGCUCCCACCACACCUUCUUCGUUGGACAAAUCAUUCUCCUCGCCGAUCAUGUCCCGGGAGAUCAAACAGGAGCCGAACUACUACCACCACAGUGGAGCUAAUUAUCCACCACAGCAGGAUAACAAAGAUCUCGCCGACAUUCAGUCGAUCAUUAACGUAACUUCAUCCGGUGGAUUCUUCCGUCAGCUGGAUAAGGACCCGUAUCCUCCGCUGAAAGACGAAGAGGAAGCCCAAGACGCUUUCACGGCUGAAUUCCGUAAAAUGAAACUUCGCGGAGAAUUUCCCUGUCGUCUCUGUACGGCGGUUUUCCCUAAUCUACGAGCUUUGAAGGGACACAAUCGGAUUCACGUAUCGGCUGCCGGUCCGGGACCGUACCGCUGUAACAUGUGUCCGUACAUCAUCAACGACAAGGCGACUCUCAUCCGGCACAUGCGAUCUCACAACGGUGAUCGGCCGUACGAGUGCGCUCUAUGCAAUUACGCGUUUACCACCAAAGCAAACUGUGAACGUCAUCUGAGGAACCGUCACGGACGCACGACCCGGGACGAGGUCAAACGUGCUAUCAUCUAUCAUCCCUCGGAGGAUUCAUCCUGUGAGGAUCCGCUCAAGAAGAUGCAAAUGUUCAACACCCCACCCGGGGACUUUGAUCGGGACGUUGAUGAUCACCCGUCCGACCGGAGCACUCCGGUGUCCCACCUGAAGGAAAUGCUGAUGCCAAUACCGAUGAGCCUAGUCACUAAGAUCGACAACACGCCGAUGCCCCUAACCCCGGCCAAAAUCCAAGUCAAAAGUCUGGAAAAGCUUAAUCAGUUGACUCCUCCGCAGGAGCAAGACUACGAGAAGGAAACUCCGGAGACGCCUGUCUCCCAACCGGACACAACCCGCCCGAUGGAUCUCAGCAUGGACGUUCUGGAUUUGAGUAAGAAACCGGAACCGAUCAUCAGACGGGAGAAUGAUGCGGACUCGGAUCACCCUCGUUCCGAUGCAGAAGAUGACGAUGAAGAUCGCGGCGAUGAUGAUGGAGAAGAUGACGAGGAAGAGGAACAACAAGCCGCUAAAAUUCCCAAGCUGGAUCUGUCGCUGCUGGAGAAGAACCAACACCAGCUCCAGCUGAUGCAACAGAAGCUCUUCAGCGAAGCUUUGUCCAAAAUGGAUCCGGCCCACUACUUCCAGCUUAGCCAACUGUACAGCCGUUUCAGCUUUCCAGCAGCAGCUGCCUUCCCACUGCACCCAUUGUUCCUACAGAACCCCCUCCUGUGCGCCCCAGGCGCCCUCGGUGACCUGAAAAACUUCUUCCCCAAGGAAUUCCCCCUGUUGCCACAAAUGUCCGGCGGUAGUCUGAUCGGAAACCCGUUCCACUCACCAUCCGAGUCACCGAAAAGCUGCUCGGAAUCCUCCACCGGACCGCAACCAACUCCAUUCAGCACCAACCCCGUCACACCUUCAUCCACCAAACAACAACCGCAACAGCAGCAGCAACACCCCGCUCAGCAAUCGCCACAAAGUUUGCCAAAUUCGUUACAACAACAAAAGCAUCAUCAACACCACCACCAACAGCAGCAGCAACAUCAACAACAGCAAGUUCCGCCACCUCCACCACCCCCACCAACUCUCUCCUCGAUGUCCUCGAUCCCAAUGGGAAACGGUCCCGUCAAAAUGGUGAUCAAAAAUGGAGUCCUAAUGCCGAAGCAGAAGCAACGCCGCUACCGUACCGAGCGGCCCUUCGCUUGCGAGCACUGUUCAGCCCGAUUCACACUACGUUCGAACAUGGAACGACACAUCAAACAGCAGCAUCCACAGUUUUGGUCCCAGCGGCAACGCGGUGGCCACCACAUGAUGCGAGGACGUGGACAUUCAUCAGCCGCCGCCGCGGCAGCUGCGGUUACCGGUUCGAACGCCGGAUCCAAUUUGCAUCACCAUCAUCACUCGAUGGCGGCUGCAGCCGCCUUCGGAGGGAUCUCCGAUCAGGUCAAGUAUGCGAUUCUGGCACAACAAUCGGGGAAAGCGGCGGCCGGGCAUCAUCGUGGAAAUGGGGGUGAAAUCGGUGGAACGAGUGGAAUGAGUAGUAUGCUUCAGAAUAUCAUUGCUCAAGGGCAGAAUCCUUUCGGGACGGGUGCGGUGCCGGCACAGGUUCCGGCGUCGAUGCUUCACCAUGGUCAAUCGAGGCUUGAACAUCAUCAGUCGGCGGGAAGAGGCGGCAGCAAUGAUCACGGAGGGGAUGACGAAGAGGAAGAGGAGGAUGAACAGGAGCUGGUGAUUGACGAGGAGUUUGCUCCGGAGGAUUUGAGUAAGGGCGGGAAUGAGUCGGAUCAUGAGCUGCUGCCGCAGCCGGUGGUUGCCAGGAACGAGAGUCCCGUGUUUCAGCAUAAAAUUUUGAAGCAAAAGUUGGAGGAGAGUAAAGAACAGCGACAGCAAGCGGCGAAGGCGGUGGCUGAGGGGAUCCUGGAACAGGCGAUCCGUCAGCGGAAAGAGGUGGACUUGGAGAAGGAGUUAGCGAAAAGUGCGGAUGAAAGCGACCUGGUUUCGGUCUCGAAGCUGGUCGACAACGCUACUAAUGUGGCCUUCGAGAACUACUUUAGCAGACCUGAUGUGCCGUUGUCGCAGGAUCAAAGUGACGAGGAAGGACUGGUGGCUUCGGGAUCGGCUUCCGAGAGCAACAACUCCGGAACGGACGACCCGAACCCGUCGACACUGUUGCAGAAGAAAAAAUCCGCCUACAGUUUGGCCCCGAACCGGGUCAGCUGUCCCUAUUGCCAGCGAAUGUUCCCCUGGUCCAGCAGCUUGCGGCGUCAUAUCCUAACCCACACCGGCCAGAAACCGUUCAAAUGUUCUCAAUGUACUCUACUGUUUACCACCAAAUCCAACUGUGACCGUCAUCUGUUGAGAAAGCACGGGGACGUCGAAUCGGCCAUGUCCAUCCCCGUUCCGAUCGAUGAUCUGUUGGAUCCUAAACCGGAACCGAUUCCGGUAGCCGUUGCCGUAGCCAUUGCCAAAUCGAAAGGUACUCCUCCGUCAUCCCGACCUGCCAGCCCUAAACCACAACCAGCUCAAACCGUGGAAAAGGAUCAUCAUUCAGCGCCGGCUAAGCCGGCGGAAGACGAACCAACACUCGAACCGAUACCAUCCCCGGAACUACCUACCAUCAAAGAAGAACCAACCACUGACGAUAACUCCUCGAUUCCCACGAUCAACUCGGAUCUUCCCUUCAAGUGUCACCUGUGCGACUGCUCCUUCUCCGAUCGUGUCUCCUGCCUGGAUCACAUCAAACAGUCCCACGUCCACGAAUUCGCCCUGCUCAUGAACAAGGUAACGCUGGAGGCGGAAAGUGAAGCCCCAUCCGGUUCGCCGGAUGACGACGAAAGCGGUAACAAUGGCGAAGGCGGUCGGGGUGGAAAAUAUCCCGACUACGCCAAUCGGAAGGUAAUCUGCGCCUUCUGUCUGCGUCGCUUCUGGUCGACGGAAGAUCUGAGGCGUCACAUGCGCACCCAUUCCGGCGAUCGGCCCUUUCAGUGUGACGUGUGCCGCCGUCGGUUCACCCUGAAGCACAGUAUGCUGCGGCAUCAGCGCAAACACAAGUGUUCCCGGUUGAAUGGGACCGUCGUUUCGGCAGCGGUCGCCGCCGCUAAGAACGGUGCUGCUUUAUCGGAUGUUAGCGAUGACGAGCAGGAGAUGAUACCGACGCCACCUCCAGCAUCAGUUGCAGGUCAACAGGUCAUCACACGUUCAUCGAAGGGCCUACUUGGCGGCAGUGGUAAUUCGGCCGAUUUGAUUGGGAACCUACUCGGCAUUAGCGAUCAGGGUAUCCUGAAUCGGAUGCUGCUCGGAUCGGCCUCGGAUGCGGCACGGCUGCUCGGCGUGGAGAAAUAGAUUCGGUUUAGGGCUUAACGGAACCGAAAGCAGAUUCUAGUCAUACCUUUGUUUUAUUUUAUUUCCGGUUUUUAUCGUAGAGUUCGGCUUGUAUUUUACUACAGAUUUAAGAGACAGAAACACAAACACAACGAUUUUUCGCGCAUGAUUUCCAUUAACGAAACAUUUGAUCUACUCUGAACUGUAAAUAGAUUUCCCGUGAUUUUUUAGUAGUCUGUAAUUGAACCGUUUGAUGGUCACCCGAUUCGAGUGGAGAAAAAAAAAUUGCAUGCAAUAGACUUGCAUCCAACUGAUUCCCGAACGAUGACAGCUGACCUCUCGAAUAUAUAUAGGUAGUAGGCAUGGGAUUUUCUCUCGCCAAAAGCUGCAAAACAAAACGAACGCAAUUUUAAACGUCGUUUAGAUUUAUAAACAAACAAACCGAAAAUCAAAAGUACCGUAGCCUAGCAACCCGGGGUUGUAAUUUAUUGAAGGGUUGGAUUAAAGCGGAUAGAUUUUAAGAUAGAAGAAAAAAAACUGUAACAUACUAGAGCAAAGCGAGGCCUUUUUAAUCGAAGACGAAACCGAAGUGGCUUAAACCGAGUAGCUGUUUUUGACUGGGUGUGUGUGACAAUUUGUACUUUAACACACACACGUAAAUAAAUGGUACCGGGUACAUAAAAUCAAAAUUUUCCCAUGUUUAAAAAUUACUAAAUUUUUUGUUUAUCAUCAACUUUGUUUAUGUUUAUUAUUGUUUUCUUCUUCGUUUACCGGUUGUACCUCGAGAGACACGACCCUAAACUUAGGCCAAUAUUUAAAAGACUGUUGAUUUCCGUUUCUUAUUAAGUGUACUUCUAAUCGAAUUACUGUAUACAUUAUAUUUGUAAGCGGGCAAACCUGAUCGAAUUGAUUUGCUUUUCUACGCGUAGAAUUAAAAACAAACAAAAACCAAACAACGCUUUUACAAACUGCUCAUUUUAAUACUUACACAUACACAGACAUAUAAUUAUUAGUGGCUGAUUUUACUCUAAGCUAAGAUGUAGCAAACAAAUCAACACAAAGUACGAGCGCGUGAGCCUUAGAAUUGUCUUAGAAAAGCCCGAGUUUUAGUAGUGUUUUUAGCACUCGUAAUAAACUGAAAAUGUAAAGUAAAAAAAUAAUGUGCCUCAUGUGAAUGAAACAGAAAGAUUUAUAAAAAAAAAAACAAAUUAUAUUAUAGUCGGUAAGUCCGCAAAAUCGCGACCCGGCUAAAAGCCGGGUCAGGCGAUUCGUCAAACUACUACAUAUUUCUGCUAAGCGUUAAGGGAAAAAAACUGAUCCUCACUCCUCCCCACCUUUCUUUGCCUCUUAAAACAAAGCGCCAUCAUCCAAAUUAGUGAUGUUAAAUUUUACCUCCUUUUCUCUCUAUCUAGUUUGCUCUUUUCCUAUCAUAAGUAGAAUUUAUAUGUAGAAUAUUUAUUUAUAGUAAAAAAACAAACAAAUCAAGCACCAUCAAGUUAGGGUUAGAGUUUUUAGUUUUGUUUUACGUUUCGUUUUUUUUUUUUAUUAAAGCACCCUUUUUUAAGAUUUUAUCAACUGGGAGACUAGCGGAGAAAGAAAUACAGCAGAUAACCAAAGUGUUAAACAAAAUUAAAGCCUGCCUCCCUAAUCCAUCCAUCAUCGUCCAAUGAUAGUUGGAAGUGGAAAGGGGGCAUGCAGCGACCCUCAUUUUUUUUAGCUUCGUGACUCGAGUUAAAAAACGUCGAUGAUCGAACAAAAAAAAAAUUAAACCGGCAUAAAACGAGUGCAAUGUGUAACGUUUAACGAAAUAGAUGAAAAAAAAAAUCAAGCGAAAAAAGCAGCUUUGCUCCCAAAGAGAUAUAGCGAAAUAGAAAAUCAUUCAUUGUUAUGUAACAUAUAUAUUUAAAAAAAAAUUAAAUCCCUCGGUCAGUCGGUCAGUAGUAGGACACUUAAAUUUAAACUUCAAGUGCCAUCUGAUUAAGUGGAUGAGUGUGGAAGUAAUAAGUAAUAGAGAAACAAAAGUCAUGGUGUUGCUCAGUUAAUAAAUCAAAAUAUCAAGUCUAGCCCCCCCCCCCCCCCGCCUCUCCCCAAAAGUAGAAAAAAAUAACUGAAAUGACAACAACGUAAAUGAGAAUGACAUUAGUAACCGUGUAAUAUUUUUAGCCAUAAGUUAGUGCAGCACGUUUGAAACUCAACCUAUUUCGUACACACAAACAAACACACCGACCUAUGUAGAGUAGCGAGAGAGAGAAAAAACUCUUGAACUCUCCACACAUACUGAAAAAACACGCAUCCUUUCGUGGGUCGAAUUUGUAGACCGACACAGUUUCCCGUAGUACGGCUUUUGUGUAUUAUAGUAGAUCGUAUAUUUUUUCGGAAGGUAAACCAAACAUCUACAUUCGACGAUGAUAGUCGUCGUCGUCGUCGUGUCGGAUAAGGUCACGCAGACGUCGAAGAAGAAGAAGCAAGAAAAAAUAUGGAAAAUAACAUAAAUUAUUGCUAUUAUUACUCUAUUGAUAAUAUUAUUAUUGCUAAUUUUAUUUCACACAAAAAACAAAACCCCUACGACAAAAUGGAAAGAAAGAGACAAAACUUAAGAAACCUUAAAAGCAUAGUUACUUAUAUAUUAUAUAUAUGAAUAAACGAGAUCAAUG